Polyodon spathula (Mississippi paddlefish) is the source of this 8085-nucleotide messenger RNA. RefSeq names its product histone acetyltransferase p300-like. NCBI's taxonomy places the organism in Eukaryota, Metazoa, Chordata, Actinopteri, Acipenseriformes, Polyodontidae. The record is from RefSeq and is a predicted model, not a curated record. Gene Ontology annotation, molecular function: zinc ion binding; histone acetyltransferase activity; protein binding. Gene Ontology annotation, biological process: positive regulation of transcription by RNA polymerase II. Gene Ontology annotation, cellular component: histone acetyltransferase complex; transcription regulator complex; nucleus.
CUCAGAUGCAGGGCAAAGCGGGCCUGCCCAACAACUUGACCCAGUUUGGGAUGGACAAAAAACAGAAUGUCGGUGCUGGCAUGCAAAACAUGACUCCUCAGCAGCCCCCGCAGGUGACAGGCGGGGGGAUGGCGCCGGCCCCCCCCGGCGGCGCUCCGGGCAUGGCGGGGGUGGCGCCCCCCACAGCUGACCCGGAGAAGCGCAAGCUGAUCCAGCAGCAGCUGGUGCUGCUCCUGCACGCUCACAAGUGCCAGCGGAGAGAGCAGGCGAACGGGGAGAUGCGCCCGUGCAACCUGCCCCACUGCCGCACCAUGAAGAACGUGCUCAACCACAUGACCCACUGCCAGGCUGGCAAGUCCUGCCAGGUCGCACACUGUGCCUCUUCCCGCCAGAUCAUCUCUCACUGGAAGAACUGCACUCGACACGACUGCCCAGUCUGCCUGCCGCUGAAGAACGCCGGGGACAAGAGGAACCAGCAGUCUCUCCUCUCCUCUGCGAUGGGUCUGGGGAGCGCUCUGGGAUCAGUUGGAGGGGGGCAGCCCAACCAGAGCAGUCUGAACCCCCCCAGUCAGAUCGACCCCAGCUCCAUUGAGCGGGCCUACGCAGCCCUGGGACUCACCUACCAGGGCAACCAGGUGCAGAGCCAGUCUCCCCAGGUGCAGGGAGCAGGACAGCAGCCAGGCCAGAGCAUGCAGGGCCAGCAAGCAAUGAGGCCCAUCAACACUAUGGGAGGGAGUCCGAUGGGGGUCAAUGGAGGGGUUGGAGUUCAAUCGCAGGCCCAGCAGUCCAGCCUCCUGCCUGAUUCCAUGCUGCAUUCUGCGAUGAAUUCUCAGAAUCCCCUGAUGGGUGAUGUCACUGGGGUUGGAAGCCUGGGCUCGCUGCCCACUGCAGCGCCCCCCUCCAGCACGGGCAUCAGGAAGACCUGGCAUGAAGACAUCACCCAGGAUCUGAGGAACCACCUCGUCCACAAACUAGUGCAGGCGAUCUUCCCCACUCCGGACCCCGCUGCUCUGAAGGACCGUCGCAUGGAAAACCUCGUGGCCUACGCACGCAAAGUGGAGGGAGACAUGUACGAGUCGGCCAACAGCAGGGCGGAAUAUUACCACCUCCUCGCCGAGAAGAUCUACAAGAUCCAGAAGGAGCUGGAGGAGAAGCGAAGGACAAGACUUCAGAAGCAGGGUGUGAUGCCAGGGAUGGGCCAGGGCCCUCCCUCCAGCCUGCCCCCCAAUGGUCCACUCCCAGACCCCUCCAUGAUUCGCCCCAACUUGCCAAACCAGAUGAGCAGAAUCCAGACUCAGCCCGGGUUGAACCAGUUUUCUCAGAUGAACGUGCCGUCUCUGAGCCAGAGAUCUACCCCUCCUCUCCAGCAGCACCAGGGAGCCCUGAGCCAACCGGGAGCCCUGAACCAGAUGGGUAUGGGGGGUGCAAGGAUGGCCCAGCCCGCAGUGGGUCAGAUGCAGAACCAGAACCAGUACCACCAGUCAGCCCAGUUCACAGGAGCCUCUCCGGGGAUGAAUUCCAACAGCGUGGGUCUGACUCCACCCAACAGCCAGGCCUCCAUCAACCAGGGUCAGCUGUCUAGCUCCUCCCUCCCUGUGCACAGUCCUGCCGGGUCAGUGGGUUCCCUGGGCCCGGGCAGUGUGGGACCCCCGAGCCAGGGAAGCUCCCAGAUGCAGUGCCCCCCGUCGAUGUCACAAGCCCCUCUCCGGCAGAACUCUCCUUCCCCCGCCCGCUCCCUCACUCCCACCCCUCACCCCACCCCUCCCGGUCUGGGACCCCCAGGAGGCUCUCAAACCCCCCGGACGCAAACCCCAACCCCCCCACAGAGCGCGCGCCGGGGGGAGACUCAGCAGCAGCAGCCCUCUCCCGCACAUCCCCUGCAGGGGGCCUCCCACUCUCUGGGGGCAGCGAUGAGCGAGAAGCAGCAGCAGCAUCAGCAUCAUCAGAAUGCAGUCAACAGCUCUGCCGUCGCCGCGGCGACCGCCCAGCCAAUGCAGUCGCAGCAGCACCCCAGAACUCCACUGUCUCAAAAAUCUGCGGUGACCGGCGACGGGCUGACCUCAAACCCGGCCUCCGCCUGCAGCGCCGACGCGAGCGCCCAGCAGCCCCCGCCCGACCCCGCGCCGCACGAGGGGAAGAUGGAGGUCAAGCAGGAGGAGGAGGAGGAGGAGGAGGAGCCGGGGGCGGAGCCCGGCGGAGUCAAACAGGAAGCCAAGCCUGAGGUGAAGGAGGAUUUGGGCUCGGUGGGUGACUGUAAGCCGGAGCCCAUGGACUCUUCCUCCUCCUCCUCCUCUUCCUCCUCGGAAGAGAAGAAGCCAGAGUUGAAGCUGGAGCCCCGAGAGGAGGAGGGAGGGGAGGGGCCGGGCACCCCCGCCACCCAGACCUCCCCCAGCCCCGGCCAGAGCAAGAGAAAAAUCUUCAAGCCGGAGGAGCUGCGUCAGUGUCUCAUGCCCACUCUCGAGGCUCUGUACAGGCAGGACCCCGAGUCUCUGCCCUUCCGCCAGCCUGUGGACCCCCAGUUACUGGGAAUACCCGAUUAUUUCGACAUUGUGAAGAACCCCAUGGAUCUGUCCACGAUCAAGCGCAAGCUGGACACGGGACAGUAUCAGGAGCCCUGGCAGUACGUGGACGACAUCUGGCUCAUGUUUAACAACGCCUGGCUGUACAAUCGCAAAACGUCCCGCGUCUACAAGUACUGCUCCAAACUAGCAGAGGUGUUCGAGCAGGACAUCGACCCCGUCAUGCAGGGGCUGGGCUACUGCUGCGGGAGGAAGCUGGAGUUCUCUCCUCAGACGCUGUGCUGCUAUGGGAAGCAGCUGUGUACGAUCCCCAGAGAUGCAGCCUAUUUCAGCUACCAGAACAGGUAUCACUUCUGUGAGAAGUGUUUCAACGAAAUCCCCGGAGAGACUGUGGCUCUGGGGGACGACCCGUCCCAGACGCAGACGACAAUAGGCAAAGAUCAGUUUGAAAAGAAAAAGAACGACACACUGGACCCUGAGCUGCUUGUUGAAUGUACUGACUGCGGGCGAAAAAUGCACCAAAUCUGCGUCCUUCAUAACGACACAAUCUGGCCAGCAGGGUUUACUUGCGACAACUGUCUGAAGAAAGCCGGCAAAACGAGAAAGGAGAACAAAUACGCAGCGAGAAGCAAGUGGAGGCUCCCCCAGACGAAGCUGGGCAGCUUCCUGGAGACACGGGUGAACGAUUACCUGCGACGGCAGAACCACCCCGAGUCGGGCGAGGUGACCAUCCGCGUGGUGCACGUGUCGGACAAGGUGGUGGAGGUGAAGCCCGGCAUGAAGUCCAGGUUCGUGGACACCGGGGAGAUGGCGGAGUCCUUCCCCUAUCGGACGAAGGCUCUGUUCGCCUUCGAGGAAAUCGACGGGGCAGACGUCUGCUUCUUCGGCAUGCACGUGCAGGAGUACGGUUCGGACGCACCUUCACCCAACCAGAGGCGAGUGUACAUUUCAUACCUCGACAGUGUUCAUUUCUUCCAACCGCGAUGCCUCAGGACUGGCGUCUACCACGAGAUUCUCAUUGGCUACCUGGAAUAUGUCAAGAAACUGGGGUACACGACAGGUCACAUCUGGGCCUGCCCCCCCAGCGAGGGGGAUGACUACAUCUUCCACUGCCACCCUGCAGACCAGAAGAUCCCCAAACCGAAGAGGCUGCAGGAGUGGUACAAGAAGAUGCUGGACAAGGCCGUGUCCGAGCGCAUCGUGCACGACUACAAGGACCGUGUUCAAGCCAGGGCCAACGAGGACCUGCUCACCAGCGCCAACGAGCUGCCCUACUUGCCCAACGUGCUGGAGGAGAGCAUCAAGGAGCUGGAGCAAGAGGAGGAGGAGAGGAAGAGAGAGGAGAGCAGCACGAGCAACGAGAGCACAGACGUGAAUAAGGGCGACAGCAAGAACGCCAAGAAGAAGAACAACAAGAAGACGAGCAAGAACAAGAGCAGCUUGAGCCGCGCUAUCAAGAAGAAACCGGGCAUGCCCAACGUGUCCAACGACCUCUCUCAGAAACUCUACGCCACCAUGGAGAAGCACAAAGAGUUGUUCUUUCUGAUCCGCCGUUGCGGCGGGACCUCUCCCUGGCGCUCCUGCACGCCAUCGUGGACCCAGGACCCCCUGCAUGGUGCAAGCACCAUGUGGAGACUCGCUUCCACUGCACCGUGUGUGGGAGGGGGGGAGGGGGGGGUGAGGUGCAAGCACCAUGUGGAGACUCGCUUCCACUGCACCGUGUGUGAGGACUACGACCUGUGCAUCACCUGCUACAGCACCAAGCGCCACGAGCACAAGAUGGAGAAGCUGGGUCUGGGUCUGGACGACGAGAGCGGCAGCGCUGCCUCCGCCUCCACCCAGAGCCCCGGGGACUCCCGGCGCCUCUCCAUCCAGCGCUGCAUCCAGUCCCUGGUCCACGCCUGCCAGUGCCGCAACGCCAACUGCUCCCUGCCCUCCUGCCAGAAGAUGAAGAGGGUGGUGCAACACACCAAGGGCUGCAAGCGCAAGACCAACGGGGGCUGCCCCAUCUGCAAGCAGCUCAUCGCCCUUUGCUGCUACCACGCCAAGCACUGCCAGGAGAACAAGUGCCCCGUGCCUUUCUGCCUCAACAUCAAGCACAAGCUGAGGCAGCAGCAGCUCCAGCACCGGCUCCAGCAAGCGCAGAUGCUGAGGAGGAGGAUGGCCAGCAUGCAGAGGGUGGGGGGCGGGGCCGCGGGAGGGGCAGGAGCCGGACAGCCCCCCCCUCCUCCUCCUCCUCCUCCCUGUUCCUCCUCUUCGUCGUCGUCUUCCUCGUCGCAGCAGGGGCUGCCGUCCCCCAGUGGGGGGGGCGGGGCUCCUACCACGCCGAUCAGCACCCAGCCCCCCACUCCUCAGACUCCCUCACAGCAGCAGCAGCAAAUGCCCCAACAGCUGCAGCAGCUCCAGCCUCCUCAGCAAGCCCCGAUCCCACCCAACAGCCUCCCUCCUUACGGCCGCCCCCCUGCUCAGCUUCACUCCCAGGGCAAGCCGGGGCUAGGUCCUGCCACCCCUCCCCACCAGCCCCACUCUCAACCCCAGCAGCAGGGGCCGGGAGGAGGAGGAGGAGGAGUGCCGCCCCCUACUGGCCCUCCCCCAGCGGCCGUGGAGAUGGCAAUGCAGAUCCAGAGGGCGGCGGAGACGCAGAGGCAGAUGGCCCAGGCUCAGCUCUUUCAGAGGCAGGGGCCGGCGGCGGCCAUGACCAGCCCGCACCACCAGAUCGGGGGGCCCCCCCAGCCCGGAGCCGGGGUCCAGCCGGGGAUGGGAGGCGGGGGGGGCAUGAGUCACCCUUCCCUGCCCGCGCCGGCGACCGCGGCGGCAGCAGCCAGGGCUCACAUGGAACAGCAGGGGCUGGCGGUCGGGCAGCAAGUUCAGCAGCAGCAAGUGAUGCCCCAGUCAGUGGCACAGCAGCAGAUGCCCCAACAGCAGAUACCACAACAGCAAAUGCCCCAGCAGCAGCAGCAGCAGCAGCAGCAGUGGGUCAACCAGCAAUUGCAACAGCAGCAACAGAGACAGGCAAUGCUGGUCCAGAUGGGACACCCGUCUCUCCAGCAGCAGCAGCAGCAGCUCCAGCAGCAGCAGAUCCAGCAGCAGCAGCAGCAAGUUGGGGCUCAAGCCGUGGGCCCGAACCGGGGCACCCACCCCCAGGCCGCCCUCCAGGACCUGCUCCGCACCCUGCGCUCCCCCAGCUCCCCCCUCCAGCAGCAACAGGUCCUCAACAUCCUCCGCUCCAACCCCCAGCUCAUGGCCGCCUUCAUCAAGCAGAGGGCGGCCAAGUACCAGGGAGUCGGGGGAGGAGGAGGAGGAGGAGCGGGACCGGGGCCCGGAGGGGGGCAGCAGCAGCAGCAGCAGCAGCAGCAGCAGCCUCCCAAUCAGAUGCACCCUGGGCAAGGAGGUGGUCCUGGAGGGGUGGUGGGAGGGCUGCCUAAUAUGAGCCAGCUUCAGCAGCAGCAGCAGCAGCAGAUGCAGAGGGCUGUGGUGGGAGGCAUGGCAGCCCAACAGCAAGUGGUGAACCAGCAGCAGCAGCAGCAGCAAGUACAACAGCCAGGGAUGGUGGGAGGAGGAGGAGGAGGAGGAGGAGGAGGAGGGCAGCCAAUGAACAUCAACCACCCGGCGAUGAACCCGCAGUACAGGGAGCUGCUAAUGCGACGGCAGCUCAUGCAGCAGCAGCAGCAGCAGCAGCAGCAGAUGAGCAACCACGCUCAGUUCCAGCAGCCCGCAGGGUACCAGCAGCAGCAGCAGCAGGUGUACGGGGCUCAGAACACAGUCACGCAGCAGCAGGUUGCAGCAGCCGUGCAGCAGCAGCAACAACGCAUGCAGCAGCAGCAACAUCACUUGCAGCAGCUGCAGCAGCAGCAAGGGUCGUUGGUGGCAAUGCAGCAGCAGCAGCAGCAGCAGCCAGGGGGCGAUGUUUCUCAGCAGCAGCUCGCUCUGCAGCAGAGGCUGCUUCAUCAGCAGCAGGUGGGAGGCAGUCCCGUCCAGCACAGCAACCCCAUGAGCCCCCAGCAGCAGCAGCAGAUGUCCCAGUCUCCUCACCUCCAGGGCCAGCCCCUGCCGUCCUCGCUCAGCCACCAAGUGCGCUCCCCCCAGCCCGUGCCCUCCCCCCGGCCCAUCCCCCACCCACCCCACUCCAGCCCCUCCCCCCGCAUGCAGCCCCAGCCCUCCCCUCAUCACGUCUCGCCCCAGACGGGCUCCCCGCACCCCGGGCAUCACCCGGGGCACCCCGCCCACAUGGUGGUGCCGCAGCAGCAGCUGGGAAACUCCCUGGAUCAGGGUCCUUUCGGGCCUUCGGAACAGAACCCCAUGCUGAUGAACCCUGGGAUGGGGGGGAUGCAAGGGGGGGGGCAGGACAUGUGUGCGUCGAAUAAUCCAGAUAUGGGCCAGAACAUUUCUCACAGUACUCUAGACAUGUUGUAGCAUUGCUUUUUUUUAAUGAUAAUUAUAAUGGUUAUUGUUGUUAUUGUUAUUAUUAUUAUUAUUAUUAUUAUUAUUAUUUUUUAUUUAAUUUUUCACACAUACCUACAUACGCCUUCCCGUGGGAGAAGACCACGCAGAAAAUAAAUUAUGAAUAGUAAUAAUGUUUUUGAUUAUUAUUAUUAAAAGGAAGGACAAUUUUCAAUCUCCUCUCCCUCAAUCCUCCAAGAACGACCGUUCUAAAUAAAUUUAUAUAUAUGUAUUUUCUUUUUAAAAUGAACAGACAAACACAUUAAACUGUACGGACUUUUUCUGUUAUGAUUUAGUUUUGUUUUUUUUCUGAAACGGUAUCAAUGUUUUAAGAAUACCAGCCCUCAAAAACAACGUCAAACUCGGAUUCAAAGAGAAUACUAAGGGAUAGCUAACUAUACAAAGAAUAUAUUUUUGUUAAAAACGAACUGGGAGAUGAAAAAAGAGAGAGAUGGGGGCUGCUUUUUAAACUAUUUGAAUGGUUUAAUUUUCUGCGUUUUUUUCAGUAGCCUGGGUUUUCUGGUUUAUAAAUGUCAUUGCUGGUUUAACACGAUUGGUUAUAUAAUGUGUGUUGUUUUUUUUACAUGCAAAUGUCUUGGAAGUCUGUCCUUUCCAAUCGUUAAUAAGGGAUAUGAAUGAGAAGUGGUUUGCUUGCUGUGUGGAUAUGUAUUCGUGUCCUAGAAGGACCUGGGAGGAUUGAGGGAGGCUUGUGAAAACGUGGGGUACCCGAAAGACUGCAAAGAACUUUUACAAACCCCCCACCGCCUUCAAAAAAAAAAGCCCACCCCUGUCCCUCUUGCAUUCUCUCAAGUGAAUAUUUUUCAGAUAUCUCUGUGAAAGGGCCCCCUAUCUCUUCUCAAUGGUGUGUGUGUCUCUCUCUCGACCCGGUUUUAAAUUUUUGGUGAAAUUUUGAAGCCGACACACUUGACUUUUUUUUUUUUUCUACUUUUUCGACAACCUAUAUGAAUCUUUUUUGAGUAUUUAAAAAAAAAAAAAAAAAAAAAAAAUACCUGUACAGAUUUAAAUAAGGAUACAAACUACUUUCCCGGGUUUUUUUAAUUUUAUUUAAUUUUUUUUUUUUUUUUUUGCACAUAAACAUCCAAAAACAUGCAAAUAAUAAUAAUAA